Dermacentor albipictus is the source of this 7041-nucleotide messenger RNA. RefSeq names its product glucoside xylosyltransferase 2-like. Gene Ontology annotation, biological process: protein O-linked glycosylation via N-acetylgalactosamine. Gene Ontology annotation, molecular function: UDP-xylosyltransferase activity. The record is from RefSeq and is a predicted model, not a curated record. Lineage: Eukaryota; Metazoa; Arthropoda; Arachnida; Ixodida; Ixodidae.
CUCGCUAGCAGACGACGCACUUGACAAAGACAGUAAAAUUGAAGACGUCAUGUGGUAUAACCCAUGCCUCAAAUAUGAUACGUAACAAAAAGGUGCCAAUAUAAAUUUGCAGUUGAAAUAAAGCACCAUUAUAAGAGUGUACGCACGAAGUCGGUAUCAGCGCCCGCAGCAAAAUUACGUUGAAUAUGCCGCGAGCGCGUCGCAGCAUCCCACUCCAGUUCGCUUGCAGCGCCCUCGCAAAAUUUUUCCACACGCGGCGCCUCAGCGGGAAAGCGUCGUUCGAUCCACUAUGGGCCGCGCCCACGGAAAUAGCCACGCACUCGCCAAACGCAUCCAAGCCUAUCCAGGUAACGGGCUGGGUCGUUGUGUCAACAAACAGUCCGUGCUUCCCAGUGUCGUUGUGUCAUUGCCAUAGUCUAAGCUAAACACACCGCUGCUGUCAGAGCGAUGCCUGCGACGAAGAACAUCUGAUGCGUAACGCUCGCCGCCGAGGACAUGGCUUACAUUUUGGUGCAGGCGUCACAGAUAUGUUCCGCUUGCGGAACAAAGUGCGCGCACCGGAAUGACAGCGCGCACAAGCGUCGACGCAAUGUCAUCUCCGCUUGCGAAGCGUCAUCGCAGAACGAGCGCCUAGUCCAAUCACCCGAAGAAGUUGCAAGUCCGCCUCGUUAACGUAUUGUUAUUCCUAAGUGUUCCAGACUCGAUACGAUCCCCGCUUUCGCGGCCAGGCUCUCCGAUGGCCGGACAGAGGACGGUGUUCUUCGUGAGGUGCCUGUUCGUCAUAUCCGUGCUAGCAGCCGUGUGCUUGUUGAAAUAUGAAUACACCAACAUCUGGACAAAUACGCCGGAGGGCUUUCCGAAAGCCAGGAAAUCUCAGAGCACAGUUCAACUCCGGCCCCAGCCGAUUGCGGCGAACGUCACCAGCCAAGCACCUACAGAGCGUGUCAAGCUGGUCGUGGUCACAUGCAAGAGCCUGCUCAACAUGACUCUCACCAACAUCAAGUCAGCAGUGGCUUUCACAACGGUGCCGUUGGAGCUUCUGCUUUUCGCCGACGAUGAGAACAGAGAGCCGCUGCGACAGGCAAUUUCUUUAUGGCCUGAAAGCGUGCUGAAGCGGAUUCAUUACAAGGUGUCACCGGUGAAGUUCCCAGAACCGGAUUCCAAAAAGUGGCAGACCCUCUUCAAGCCUUGUGCAUCGCAGCGCCUAUUUCUUCCUAGCAUGCUGCCAGACGUGGACGCGGUCAUCUAUGUCGACGCCGAUGUCCUGUUUCUGAGCCCGAUUGAGAAGCUGUGGCAGCAUUUCGCAUCCAUGAACGGCUCACACCUGGCAGCAUUGGCCCCCGAGAGUGAGGACUAUGCCACCAACUGGUACCGGCGCUUCGCCAGGCACCCCUUCUACCAACCGCUUGGUGUCAACUCAGGCGUAAUGCUGAUGAACCUCACCCGCAUGCGGAAGUUUGGCUGGGAGGAACGCCUGGGGCCACUGCUGCAGAGGUACGGCCGCGAUAUCACCUGGGGUGACCAGGACCUCCUCAACAUCUUGUUCAGCGCCCACCCUGAACGCCUGCUGCUGUUUUCAUGCCGGUGGAACUACCGGCCCGACCACUGCAUGUACGGAGUGUACUGUACUGGACCGCCGGCUGUUGUCCACGGGUCACGCAAAGCCUUUGUCAAGGACUCGGAGCCGGCUUUCCGGGAACUUCACCAGGCCAUGGGGCAGUACGAGCUGGGUGAAAGCCUCAGGGACACUUUCAUCGCCCCAUUCAAGGAUGGACUCAGCAGAAGUCGCAAGACUCGUUGCGGGCAGGAGUUCCUAAAGCAGGUGGUGCACUGGGAAGCUACAGCACGCAGCGUCGACAGUGCUGCCACUAAGACCAGACAGAGUACAGAGUCCUGAGAAGAAUCCUUGGUUGGGAUAAUGUAACGAUUCUUUUCUAUUCCACUGCUAUUUCUUUUAGCACUUCAUCACUUGCCAUGCUUACAUUAUCACCGAGAUCGGUUAGUCAUGAAUGGUGAAUAUUCUGAUAAGAAUGGAAUCAAGUGAAGGGAAGUCUUGCAUUAUAUCGGGCUCUGUGUAAUUUAAUCUUGUUGUCAUAUACAGUAGAACCCCACUAAUACGUUCUUCACGGCACCGUGAGAAACUGGAAAUGUAUUGUGCGAACAUGCUGCUAAGAUCACACGAACAUGCUGUUAAAUAUUAAAUGAAGGACGCUAUGCACAGCUCAGCUUCCAAAGUGUUUGCAGUCGCAGACUGAUAAUCUGGGCUCAACGGGGACUGCCUAAAGCUCUGAAAUAUUGGAUUUUGCAGGGAGUGAGCGGCUCAUUGCAAAGGUCGCCAAAAAAGCUGUGUCGUAUUCUGGUAUUGUCACUUUCGGGGAUGCCUCAUCUUUCGCAAGAUUUCACUUGACUAAUGCUAGACAUUAUGGCUUUCUUGGCACAGUGCCAGCAUCGCUGUUGCCAGUCGACCCAUCCGGUGCUACAAAACUAGUAGUAGUAUCUUCGAAAGUGAUAGUCCGAGAAUACAGCCCAACUAUGUCUAGGCGUUGCUGCGCGCACAUGCGCUCGCCUGUGACCUGGUCAGUCCAUAUUUGGACCAUUGUCAUGCUGUCUCUACAGAUAGAUGCAAGUACAGUCAAUGCAUGCACCUAAUCUUCGUCCCCUGGCAACAUAACCACAGUGGAGCGAGUUGCAAUAGCCAAAUGACUGUGUGGUUUCUUGCUGAAGUGGCUAGCGCAAAAGUAGACAUAAGGUACAAAAGGGCGACAAGGAUUGCGCUUGUCCGACAAAGACAAGCGCAAUCCUUGUCGCCCUUUUGUGCCCCAUGUCUACUUUUGUGCUAGCCACUUCAGCAAUGGAAUACCAAUUAGCCCAGUCUCACACCCUGCUUCGGUUUCUUGCCACAGUCAUUGCCUGGCGUUGCCUUCACAAGCGAGAAAGAUGGUGGUUUGUGCUCCCAUCUAUAUUCCAUCUUUCAUCUUAAAGGUGUUGUUAACAUCGUGUUGAUUGCGAGCCUGUAAUUCUAUGUUGCCAUAGUAUUUACGUAUUUGAAGUAUGGGGGGUUUGUAUUUAAAAUGACUUCUUAGCGAAAAUUCGAGCUGCCAUUGUCGCUGUCACGAGUUUCCCCUGUGCGCUAUCUCAUAGUAGCUCCCUAUUUAUUAUUUUGUAGAACUAAAAAUGCGCAAAUUUUUUAGCCUAUUUAUGCAAUUCCUUGCUUCUCUGCCUUUAAUAGUUCCUGCAAGUCGCAAGAUUACCUCUCAGGUGCCUGUUUGAAUAAAGGUAUACAAUUGUUCUUUGUGCAGUAUUAUCAAUGUUCGCACAUAGAAUUGCAUAAAUUGAGCUGUUUCUUAUUGAGUAGCCUUUCCCUAUGCAUUUGUUUAGGAUUCUCAAGUUUUUUUUUUUGCAUUUAUUUUUGCCCCAUCAGAAAUGACAUGCGCAAUACAGUAGGGCCAUAUGGUGUCACAGUUUCUUUUAUGUCACUUUUAAUGCAUUUUUCUAGUUGGCUUUUCUUCACAUUUUGAAGAGACACUAAAGGCAACCAUAAAUUCAAGCUAGUUAUCAAUCAGCAUUCCAUUAGGCGUCCGAUUUGUCACUUUUACGCUUACAGAAAAACCCAGCGUAGUGACUUGUGGCUACGGCAUUCUGCUAAUGUGCACAUGGUCAUGGGUUCAAUUCUGAGCCACCACGGCUACAUUCUAAUGAGAGCGGAAUGCAAAAAUGCCCCUGUACUUAAAUUCAGGUACAAGUUAGAGUACCCCAAAUCUUUGGAAUUAAUCCUGGGUCCCCUGCUACCAUAUCUUCUGUAGUGCAUCGAUUCGGGAUUCUUAACCUUAUAAUUUGACGACUCUUUCUACCGGAAACAGAGCAUUUAUGAGCAAGGAAAUGAGACCCUGUAUAAAACAAGGUUGGAGCUGCCACAUUGCAAACGUGAUACCAGCUCCCAUGGCAUAACUAGGUUACCAGUGAUCAUUUUAGGAAGUCCUUCACAGAUAUAUGUCACUAUGACAACUGAUACGUCAGAGACAUCAAAGGCUUUAUAGGAAAGUUAUUACACCCUUCUAAAGUAUUAGGGGUCUGUUUGCUAGCUCACACCCUAGCUCGAAUGCACCAGCAAUACGUUCACUCCCGCAGUUGUAUAUAUAAGCUUCUGGCUGACCUCCAAUGCGGAGGCAGUGAAAGGUAAAGAAACAAAUUACUGAGUACUGGUUAAAAACAAGAAUUGCACAGAGAAGUUAUCAAUGCAAGUGAUGUGCAAGCAAGCUAACAUUUAUAAUCAUUGAUAAAUACGUUUCAUAGCAAAGGUAGGGGUCCUGGCUCUUCUUUAACGUUUGAUACGAGCCACACCAAUGCACAAAGCCAGCUGUGGAACUCUGCUUAAAAGCUUAAACAAAACAGCUUAAAACGAAGUGCAGCCUUGCCAAUUGCAUUUUGAAGCUUGAGAACUCGCUACCUAUUCAUGCUGCUUUGUUGGUAGUUUUUAUGAGAGAGUGGUUCCCCCUCUUUCCUAUCCACAUACUCAUGGUAGUUGUGCCCAGCAGAGCAUGGCCUCAAAGAUCACUAGUGCAGCUAUGCAAGACAAGUCAUUUUCUGCUAGCUGUUCGAAUCGUGGAGGUACUAUUGUGUGGCCCCUCCAGUGAAAUUUUUUCCUGCAACGAUGUGACCUCUUGGCAUAGAACAAAUACUGCAAGGUUUGUGGAAGGCUAACUUAACAAUGUAGAUUAAUUCACUGAUUGGCUUUGUGUUCCUUUAAGUCUGAAAUGUCACUGGUAAAAUAUGUCUCAUUAAAGCAUAUCAAAUGUACUUUACGUGCAUUCAUUUCAACUAUGUGCUGCAUUGUGCCAUGUACAUUUCUCCCUUCGCGCAUUCUGUGUAAUGAUGGGAUGCAGUCAGCACAAAUUUCCAUUGCUCUGUUAGACAUUUUGAGCAGUUUGAAAGUGGCUUGUGUGUGAUGCACUAAGCACCACAGCAAAGAUGGAAAGGAAGCGACCCUCAUUGUUGAAAGGUCAAGCCUGGGUGAACCACAGCUAAUUUUGGAUUGACAAUCACUGUUUAUAGUAGACUGAGAAAGAAGAGAAAUUUAUUUAACCGGUUGUGUCGUAAAUCAUGAUGUCAUCUAGGCUCCUUUCAAAACUGAUAAAGAAACACCCUGCUUGUGUAGUUAACCAAGUCUUGCGAACUGAUACUUGCAUUCAACAUUGUCUGCUCUGCAAAAAUUUGUUUCAAGCACGCCAGCAUUGGUGCUGCUGGGAAGAAUGUCUACACUGCUUGGCCUGUAGAUGAUGUAAACCUUGUGAUGGGUGCCGUGCUUGUACCGAAACAACACGUUUAUUCAUGUUUUGUUGACGCCACCAUUGUUUAAUUGUUUAUUGCCACUUGUGAUGCUUGCAUUCUUAGAAAAGACAGUUGAAAGACUUGAAACAGUUGUGUACGUUAGAGCCAUUUGUGGUGACAGAUACUAGCUGCACAUUUGGUAUUUGCAAAUUCAUAAAUGUCGAAAAAAAAAGAAAAACGUGUCACAGGAAAACAGUGUCACAGUGCGGGUGGGCAUAAUCUCAAGAUAUACACAGCACUGUUGAGUGUUGUGCUAAGCUGGGUUUCGAGCUGGGCUUCAGUCCUUAUUGUGAUAACUUUCAGCGUGUGUUUGCAUUUUUAUGAACCAUUGGCAUAAAGAGUGUUUGCUUAGCUUUACCUGUGGUUCAUUUGUUUCAGAUCUUAAUGCUGUUUAUGUUUAGCUCAUUGUGCGGUAGAUUGCAUUUAAGCUGCAUUCUGUUACGUAGAAUUUAUUGAUAAGCCAAGCAAUUAGGCACAUCAGUUCCCAUAGGUUUGAUGCGCUUUGGUUAACCUCAACUUCUAGCAGAACAAUCAUAUUGCACUGUCCCUUUGUGUUUGGCUUGAGGGAAGUAUACUUUAUUACAGUGCAGGUGAUCUAGCUAAGUGGUUCACACCUACAAAUUGCUGUGUUGGACAGCUUUGGAAGCAUAAAAUGGUGCCAUAGUUUUUUUUCCUGUUUUUUUUUUCCCUCGGGUGUCUUAGCCUUCCUAGGAACCUCUAUGCUAAGCACACAAUGUCUACAAGUUUUUACAGUUCUUGUCUAAGGACGGGUGCCUGGCAUUGCACGCUCCGUGAACAAGAAAUCGUUGUAUAGUGUGCUUCUUGCAUUUCUUUUUUAGGUUAUUAUUAUUGGGGAUGCAUGUAAUCAACUAUUUCAAGUUUGGUAGCUGCCUGUAAUUAAUGAGAUAACAGUUUCCAACGAGCUCACAUCGUCAUUAUGACUAUUUCUGCGGUUCAUGACCAGCCCAUUUUAUCGUAAACGUUUUGUUUUUUCUGUCAUAUUCAGGGCGUUACUUUUUAGCAUUCCUUUACAUACUUUUACAUGUUUUAGAGUAAACAGUAAUGUCGAGCACCAAAAAACCCACUGGCCAUUUUCGCCCCCAUUUUACUAAAAAAAAGAAAAAGCAUUGACCAUUACGAGGUUAAAGCACACAGUUAUGUGCUUAUAGAAGAGAAGCUGUCCAUGUUCCUAGGUUGUCAUACAGUAGUGAAGUCAGGUCUGCAAAUUUGUUGCUCACAUAAUUAAAAAUUUGCUAAGGCUUCAUUAACCUAUUCAACCACACUUCUUUAGACAUCUAUUAUAAAUGUCCCUCAAGUAUUGUGCCAUGACUGUCCGAUAAAGGGCAAGAUGCAGAGUCAACAGUAUUUUAAAGGCACAGGUUCGCUUGACAGUGCAUGACUUCACAUAUAAAUGUUAAGGCCUCGCAGUACAUGCUUAGUAUUUAUUUCGUUUCUUUGGUCCAGUGCACUUUUAGAUUGCCUAGUUAUGUUGUACAGUUUGGAAUUUUGUUUUUGGAAAUACCUUUCCUGUAGCAUACCAAUUGAACCUUACUGUAGAGCACACUCAUUGCCUGUUUGUUCCAAACUUUUGUUAUGCUAACUUCGCAAGAUACUACGUACAAUUGAUAAUAACAACUAAACAAAGCCUAAGUUCACAUACCGUGUAAUGCAUGUCGUGACAUGAUGUUACACAUCUGCCACCAAGGCCACGAG